Fomitiporia mediterranea MF3/22 is the source of this 1838-nucleotide messenger RNA. RefSeq names its product Vps52-domain-containing protein. The transcript has 12 exons. Bases 48 to 1838 code for a protein of 596 amino acids. Gene Ontology annotation, biological process: endocytic recycling; Golgi to vacuole transport; retrograde transport, endosome to Golgi. Gene Ontology annotation, molecular function: syntaxin binding. Gene Ontology annotation, cellular component: GARP complex. The record is from RefSeq and is a predicted model, not a curated record. NCBI's taxonomy places the organism in Eukaryota, Fungi, Basidiomycota, Agaricomycetes, Hymenochaetales, Hymenochaetaceae.
CUUGAGACUACUUAUGCUUUGGAUGUGAUCCUCUGAGUGUUAUUACGAUGGCUGAAGACACUGAAGCGGAUUCAAAGGCAGAACCAUUCUUCUAUACGAAACGCGCGAAACAAUAUGUCGAUCUACAUGACCAGAUAGAGACUAGCGUCGGGCUGUUGGACUCUCUUGAAGGUUUCUUGUCGACGUUCCAGACUGACCUUACGGCUGUCUCUGGACAGAUAUCGACUUUGCAGGAUAGGAGUAAGGAUAUUGAGAAUAGGUUAAAGUCGAGGAAGAGAAUUGAGAAGCCGUUAUCUAGCCUUCUAUCCGAUUUGGGAAUAGCUCCGUCACUCGCUACGACGAUUCUGGAUACGGACGUGGAUGAGAGAUGGUUGAGUGUGAUCCCUGAUUUUGAGAGGAGGUUGAGUGCUGUGAACGCGAGGAAACGUGUCAAGGCUGCGAGGGAUUUGUCGGAGGUGACUGAGGGGUUGCGUAUCGUGGCAGCUACGAAGAUCCGCGUAUUCUUCCUCACGCUUCUCCAACCCGUUCGAACGAGCAUGACGACGAACAUGCAAGUCCUACAAACCUCUGUACUGCUAAAAUACAAAACCCUGUAUGAGUUUUUGCAAAAUCAUGCAGAGGACGUGGCGAAGGAGGUGGAGAGGUCGUAUAUUAUUGCGGCGAGGGUGUAUUAUGAGACGGGGUUUAGGAGGUAUAUUAGGAGUUUGGGGUGGAUUAAGGCUAGGACGACUGAGAAAUCUGAGCUUAUUGGAGGAUCGGAUGCGAAUGUUGAGUUCUCUGUUGAUGAGGCUCGCUUGGCCCAUGCACGACUCGAUGGACCUCCUGUCGUGCAAGCGUACAUCGCGGAAAAUAAGACUCAUAAAGAGCCACUCGAAGCACUCUUCCGCUCGAUGUUAAUGGUACUAAUGGACAACGCUUCCGCCGAAUACACUUUCGUGACGACGUUCUUUCCGAAGCCCCCACAGGAUUCUAAUACGAAAACUUCGGAACAAUCAUCUAUUCCACUCUUUUCACCAGCUUACUCUCAAGAGUUGGCUGGGGGUGAAGGGAGAAGAGUAAGCGUUGGCACGGAAACGAUAGGCAGUCCACCGAUGCGUCGACGAGAGAGCCUUGCACAGUCGGUGGCGAAUGGAGUACAUAGUCGUACAGGCUCCGGGCCAGCGUUGCAGAGUGUGUCAAAGGAAGAAAUGUCGGCGUUGACGAGUAUUUGGAAGCAGGUUACGGAGCCUACGUUAAAUUACUGUCAAACUUUUGCGAACUCAAUUCUCGACCCUGCCCCACCCGUCAUCCCAUUACUCACAAUGAUCCGCAUGAUGGAAAACACACUCGCGGAGGUGCAAAAUCGUGGAUGUGCUCCGUUGGAGAACUGGUUGUUUGGUUUGAGGAUGCAGUUCUGGCCGGUUUUUCAGAAGCAGAUGACAGAGCAUGUUGCGAGUUUGACGAAGUUGACUGAAGCUGUUUCGGGAGGGUAUUUCAGGAGGACGACGGGGCCUAGUGAUUCGUUAGUUCAGGUGAUCGCACGACGCUAUGUCGCUAUCUUCUGGUCAUUUAUCAUCCUGACAGAGACGGAAGAAGAGACGAUGAUUUUCUCAAACCUUGCCCGUUUGCGCCAGGAACUUACGACUCUGAUCGUCAACCAAUCCAAACGGAUAGCAGAUCCGCUGAAAAGCGCAACGUUCCAAUCGACACUAUUCGAGAUGUUGUUACAAGCUAUGAGCAAAAACCAAUACUCAAUGUCUCACCCCAAAGCCCAAUCCGAGCUGGCAUAUUGGCGGGAAAGAGAAGAAGAGUCGCGUAGACGUAUGACUUCGACGUUGACUACACGGCAGGCUCGUUAG